AUGGGUACCACUGCGCUGACUGGUUUCUCCAUGAUGAGCUUGCUCAGUCUAGGUUAUCUGGCAUGGGAUCCAAACAGCCCCAAUCAGGUGGAGACCGACCCCAGAGUGGAUACUUUUGGAGACAGCUCUCCAUCGGCUCCGCAGCCUCCUCACAUCAUCUUCAUCAUGACUGAUGACCAAGGAUUUAAUGACAUUGGAUAUCACAGCUCAGACAUCAAAACACCCACACUGGACAAACUGGCAGCAUAUGGAGUUAAGCUGGAGAAUUACUACAUUCAGCCCAUCUGUACUCCAUCCAGGAGCCAGUUCAUGACCGGCAGGUACCAAAUUCACACUGGUCUGCAGCACUCCAUCAUUCGCCCUCGCCAACCGAACUGUCUGCCCCUUGACCAGGUCACGUUACCCCAGAGGCUGCAGGAGCUGGGAUAUGCCACACACAUGGUCGGGAAGUGGCACUUGGGCUUUUAUAAGAAGGAGUGCUUACCCACGCGACGUGGAUUUGACACUUAUCUUGGCUCCUUAACGGGAAGUGUCAAUUACUACACCUAUACUUCCUGUGACGGCCCUGAUCUGUGCGGAUAUGACCUGCAUGAAGGCGAGACUGUAGCAUGGGGUUACAAAGGCAAAUACUCCACUCACCUGUACACCCGCAGAGUACGCAAGAUCCUGGCCACUCACGACCCUAAGGCCCAGCCCCUGUUUAUCUUCCUCUCUUUUCAGGCUGUGCACACGCCCCUGCAGUCGCCUCAGGAGUACAUCGAUCCCUAUAGGGACCUAGGCAACGUGGCACGCAGGAAGUAUGCUGGUAUGGUCUCGGCUGUGGAUGAAGCUGUUCGAAAUAUCACUUAUGCCCUUCGCAAAUAUGGAUACUACAAAAACAGUGUGCUCAUCUUCUCCACUGACAAUGGGGGCCAGCCACUGUCAGGGGGAAAUAACUGGCCUCUUAGGGGGCGGAAAGGCACCUAUUGGGAAGGAGGCAUCAGAGGUUUGGGGUUUGUACACAGCCCUCUACUCAGAAGGAGGAGGAGAGUGAGCCAUGCGCUGGUGCACAUCACUGACUGGUAUCCAACCCUUGUGGCAUUAGCUGGUGGUAACAGCUCUAUGACUGAAGGCCUGGAUGGAUUUGAUGUUUGGGAAGCCAUCAGUGAGGACAAAGAGUCUCCGAGAUAUGAAAUCCUACAUAAUAUUGACCCACUUUAUAACCAUGCUCGAAGUGGAUCAUUACAGGAAGGCUAUGGCAUAUGGAAUACAGCCAUCCAGGCCUCUAUACGAGUCGGAGAUUGGAAACUUCUGACUGGAGACCCUGGCUACGGAGACUGGAUCCCUCCUCAAGUUCUUCCCGGAUUUCCGAACACUUGGUGGAACCUGGAGCGACACCUUGAGCCGAAGAAAUCCAAAUGGCUGUUCAACAUCGCUACCGACCCGUACGAGCGCCGUGACUAUUCUGACGAAAGGCCGGAUAUUGUGUAUGAGCUGAUGGCCAGACUGGCGUUCUAUAAUCGCAGUGCAGUGCCAGUGAGGUUCCCCUCAGAGGACCCACGGGCCGACCCCAGCCUGAGUGGAGGGGUGUGGCUGCCAUGGGUAGAGGAUGAGGACGAGGAGGAAGAGUGGGAUGACAACCACCACACAGAACAAAGUGACUGGAGGAAGAAGCUUAAACUGUCCCAGAGCAUGUCAUUACUCAAGAGUCUUCAGGCCAAAAUUAUGUCCAACUGGAUAUAG
Messenger RNA from Periophthalmus magnuspinnatus, 1722 nucleotides. It is a transcript of the gene arsia, whose product is annotated as arylsulfatase family, member Ia. Bases 1 to 1722 code for a protein of 573 amino acids. NCBI's taxonomy places the organism in Eukaryota, Metazoa, Chordata, Actinopteri, Gobiiformes, Gobiidae. The record is from RefSeq and is a predicted model, not a curated record. The transcript has 2 exons.